Molecule: messenger RNA, 1213 nt
Organism: Sorghum bicolor (sorghum)
Lineage: Eukaryota; Viridiplantae; Streptophyta; Magnoliopsida; Poales; Poaceae
Exons: 2
Coding region: 61-969 (302 amino acids)
Biological process (GO): negative regulation of translation
Molecular function (GO): rRNA N-glycosylase activity
Source: RefSeq, a predicted model, not a curated record
UGUCCUAUACCAUCUCGCACGUUUCGCAUUCAAAGCGGAGAUGCAGGUUAUUGCAACUUGAUGGAGAGCCGGUGGCGUAGAGCCACGGAGAUUUCAUCUAAGGUGAUAGGUCCUCAUGGAAUUCCAGUGACCCCCCUAAUCAACCCGCGGAGCGGUCACAGUUACCAUGUAAUCAACGUGAUCGAUGACUGGAAAGCCGAUUAUGCCGUUGAUGUUCUGAUAAGAGACAUCGAUGCAUACAUCGUGGCAUUUCGUCGGCAACUUUUAGUUGAGAGCAAAUGGUAUCCUGGUAUGUGGUACAGAUAUACAGACGUGAAUGAUCUGCCAAAGGAAACAGAGGACAAUGCAGUCGAUUUGGGUUUCAAGUCUUCACAUGGUGACAGCGAUGAAACAAAGCCCGGAGGCAUCUAUGUUAUGCAUGACAUGUUUGAAGUUCUAUCUGGGUUUGAAGAUUGUGGGCGUGACAAAAAAGGAAGACUGCUUGAUCCAACUGACAACCAGAGAGUGAAGGAGGCAUUACUGAAGGCUAUAGUGAUUUUUGGUGAGGCAUUUCGAUUCCGUUCGAUAUACCUUGCUGUGCGAGCCAGAAUUCAGGAUGACGAGGAUUCAUCUGAGCUUGAUGGUAGUCUAUGGAUCCUGGUGCACGACUGGGGCCUGUUUUCGUCUGAGCUGCUGCUCCGGUGCAACCAGGGGCCGUUGCCAGCGUUGCAUACUGCUGCCCCAGCUCCUUUUCACAACAUUAGAGUGAGGAGACCAGGCUCACAUGAAUUCAGGGCACUUAACACAUUAGAUGACGUGGUUGGAGCUUCAGGCGAGAUGAUGCUUGUAAAGGCGAUUCCCAAUCUGAUAGCAAGUCUCGAGGAGAGAACUCGACUGCAGAAGAUAAUGAUGAAGAGGAACACUGAACCAGUUGCAGAGCCUGGAUUUCAGCAUCCUGAGCUUCCCCCUCAACCUGAUGCUGCGGAGUGAAGUCUGCUGCUCCUUCUCACUAUCACUAUCAGCAGAGAUGAUUAUGUUAGCAUAUUCUUCAGUAGAGCGUGGAUUUUCUGCUGCUCCUUCUCACUAUCACUAACAGCAGAGCUGAUUAUGUUAGUAUCUGGUUCAGUAGAGCAUGUAUUUCAGCCAACAAUAAUUUACUGGCAAGAAUCAUGUCCAAAAUUUCCUCGGACGAUUACUGUACUGAUCCUGUUACUGGUGCCCUGUUCGGCUACUU